UUAGUGGGAAAAAGCAGGAUCUCCGAAAGAAAACCGGUGACUUCCAGCAGCCUCGGCAGUGUGUUGAUUUAACAGAGUCGAUUAAACUGACCGUGUACGAGGUAUUAUAUCUAUAACAAUAUUAUUAAACGCGCAGUGACGGUCUUCAUCAUUUCUAUAGUAAAUUAUAAUAACACAAAAAGUGCAUGUAUGCCGGCUAACUAACUAUCAAUUUGACUCGGUGAAUUUGUGAAGUUUUUCUUUUUAUUUUUAAAAAUUGUUUGUUCCGUUAUACGCGUUCAGUCUAAAAACGAAUCGUAUUCGAUCAAAUGUCGAUCUAUUUUCGUACGAAUAACUGUUGUUAAACUAAAUUUGUGAACUCGUUUAUUGCUGCAGGUUAGGUUACCUGCGCCACUCGCGAUGGCAAACAAUCGAAAAUUGGUAAAAUUGUUAUUGGUGGUCAAUAUCGUGUACAUUUGUAUCGAUUUUACAUCGACGAGGUCACCGGGUCUUCAUCAAAAUAAAAAACUGUCAAACAAAGAAGAAGUCCAAUCGGUUGAAGCCGACGUAGCCCCCGAAGUAUCGGAUGCAGGAGAAAAUAACGAUGAUCCGAAUGAUGCACCGCCGGAAAACGGUAGAUUAAACAUGAAACGACGGCCCAACGGCUGUCCGUUUUGCGAUUCUAGUGUAUACAGUUACUGCUCCGACAAAUUAUUGCACGACGCCUGUUGUUGCUUGGAUCCGCACGAUACAGAUUUACCAAAUGAAUGUCAAUUUGCGGAUUGUAGUUUUCUUCAUUCAAAUACUUGCCGAGAACACCGACUGAUCACUGCUUGUUGUUGUAAUCAGUUCCUUGCGCAUAAAAAGUAAACUUAUUAUAAGUUAUAACUAUACAUUUUGCUGAACUAAAUCAAUCAAUAAACAAAUCAAUUUUUUAAGAGUAAAAUUUUUAAAUGUUUGAUAAAUGGUAAAAAUUAAAACUGCAUUGAUGUUAAGAACCAAUAAUCUUUAUAUUAUUUUAAAUCGUCGAUAUAUUGUACAUUUUAUAGAUCUUAUAGUUAAUAAUUGAUAUUAAUAUUAUCAUAACUUACUAUAUUUAUAAACUAUAAUAUUUAAAUGAGUUAAUUUGUAUAAAAGUACCUCGUUGUAUUUUUUUUAACUAUAGGUAGUUAGAAUUGAUGUUUUUCGUUAGUUUUAAUGUUAAAAUGUUAUUAUCAACUAUUAUGAAUAGUGAUACCCAAAUGAAAUCGCUAUAAUUUUACAUUAGUAAACAUAAAUUUUACACAAUUAUUUUCCGUUUUUACUGAAAAAGUUAAUUUUAAAAUUCCGGAUUUAAAAUUGUUAUGGUGUACUGUAUACAUAUUUUUUACAAAACACUCAUGAUUUAUACACAUGAAUGUCUUAAAUAAAUAUUUUAAAAUAUUUUUGGCCUUAACAUGUUUCUGCAGACAUCUUUGAUAAUAAAUUAUAAUGUUAUAUAUUAUAUAUAAAUAUAUUUAUAUAUUAGUUUAUUACUAUAUCAACAGUUUUAUACAACAAAUACUAUAUUAUUUUGGUAGUACUAUUUAAAAUAGUUUAUAUUAUAUCAUAAGUUAUGAACUUUAUGAUUAGCAUUACAGAUACUAACAAUUUUAGAAUUAUUUAUUAUGUAUUAUAUAAUUAACGAUCUAUAUUAACAUAAAAGAAAUAAUUAGAUGAAUAUUUAAAAUAACAAUAAUUGUUAAUUAUAUUUUGAUUGAAAAUAAAAUUUAAUUUUAUGUCUUAUUAAUUAUUUUAUGAUGGGGAAUAAUCGUGUAGUAAAUACUAUAUUAACACAAUAUUAAAAAUUAAAUAUUCAGUUAAAUUUUAAUUAUGACUAAAUAAUGUCAAAUUUUUCAGAGAUUUUUAGAAAUAAAAAUGUGAAACACCUAUAAUAUUUUUGUUGAAUACUUGUUACUUCAUUAUUAUUAUUCAUGCCUUAUUAUAUAUUUAUAUUAUUUUACGUAAUUAAAUUAACAAUAGUACCUACUCUACCUUUUAUAAUAUUUAAUAAGUACCUUUAUGUUUUAGCACAUUUUAAUUAUUAUUU
This is a messenger RNA of Aphis gossypii (cotton aphid), 2047 nucleotides long. RefSeq lists its product as uncharacterized. Lineage: Eukaryota; Metazoa; Arthropoda; Insecta; Hemiptera; Aphididae. The transcript has 3 exons. The record is from RefSeq and is a predicted model, not a curated record. The coding region runs from base 400 to 849 and encodes 149 amino acids.